UAAAGAACAUAAAUCGAGUGCCAUAAUAUUUUUCAUACAGAAUUACAAAAAAAUAAGAAUUGUUAUUAUUUUCACUCAAAUAUUUUACUUAGCAAAUAUUUAGGUGGAGGCGUGUGUCUCAGAUAAAUUAAAUUUCAAUGUCGUAUUAUUACAUUUACAUAGAUUUAACCUCAAAAAAUAGACAACAAACCCGCCAUUAAAUAAAAACAAUGUCGGAACAAAAUGAGAAUGGCAACUGUCCCAUUUGCAACAAAGAGGUGCCAAUAAGUGAAAUAGUGCAGCACGUUGACGUGUGUCUGUUUUUGAAUUCCGAGGGCGAUGACAAUCAAAAACGGAAAAGGCAACUGUCACCAAACAAACCCGUAACAAGGGCCAAAUUUAAUUCGACACAGAAGAGUCCUCGAGACGUUAAGAAAGAUGACAAGCCCAAGAAGAUUGCGUCAAUUUUUCAAAGGAAUGCACAAAGUGCAGACAAUGACUCAAAUAAUACUAAUCAGGUUAAAUCAAAACCUUUAGCAUCCAUAUUUCAAAGAAAUGUUCCAAGUACAAGUACACAAAGCUCUAAUGAAACACACAAUGAAUCUCAAACAGUAGAGUGUGAUCUUUCUUUUAAAAUACCACUAGCUAAACAACUACAACCAAAAAGUUUAGAGGAGUUUUUUGGUCAAAACCAUGUUUUGGGCAAAGACUCUGUACUCAGAUCAUUAAUAGAAAAAGGGGACAUACCUAAUAUGAUUUUGUGGGGCCCUCCAGGAUGUGGUAAAACAUCUUUGUCUAAUGUUAUUAAGGAAAUAUGCAAUAAAAACAACAAAAUCCUAAAGUUUAAGGCACUGAGUGCUACAGAUGAUGGAGUUAAAGCUGUGAGAACAGUGGUUACUGAAGCUAAAACAGACAUAAAAUUUGGGAAAAGAACUGUGCUAUUCAUGGAUGAAAUACACAGAUUUAAUAAGAAACAACAAGAUACAUUUUUAUUGAGUGUUGAAAAGGGGGAAAUUAUUUUAAUUGGAGCCACCACUGAAAAUCCAUCUUUCAGCAUUAACAAUGCAUUGUUGAGUAGGUGCAGAGUAAUUGUCAUGGAAAAAUUAAACUGUGAUGAUCUGUAUUCAAUCUUGGUGAAAGCUGCAGAAGCAUUAAAUGUUGGUGUCAUUGAUACUGAAAAUCCUUGUGGACUAAUAGGGGAUGAUUCUGGCAUGUCAAUAGAAGAAGAUGCUUUAAAAUGGUUGUCUGGAAUCAGUGAUGGUGAUGCUAGAAUAGCCCUAAACAACCUACAAGUUACAAUACAACACUGCAAUGAAAAGGGCAAAAUAAUUAAAGUAAAUGACAUCAAAGAUGGCAUUAAGAAGUCACACAUGCUUUAUGACAGAGCUGGGGAGGAACAUUACAACAUCAUUUCUGCAAUGCACAAAUCAAUUAGGGGAUCAGAUGCCAAUGCCGCCUUGUAUUGGACUACCAGGAUGAUUGUCAGUGGUGAAGAUCCUUUAUAUAUAGCCAGAAGACUUGUCAGAGCUGCUAGUGAAGAUAUAGGUAAUGCGGAUCCGAAUGCUCUUCAACUAGCUGUUGCAACGAUGCAGGGUUGUCAAUUGAUCGGUAUGCCGGAAGCGGAUGUUCUGCUGGCUCAGUGUGCUAUUUAUUUGGCAAGAGCACCAAAAUCGCGGGAGGCCGAUUCAGCGCUGGCCGCGGCUAAGGCGGUAAUCAAAAAUUUUCAAGGCCCUCAACCCAGUGUGCCAAUGCAUAUAAGGAACGCUCCCACAAAGUUGAUGAAAGAUUUAGGAUACGGAACAUUACAGAGAGGAGAAGAGUUUAUAUUUAUGCCGCCUGAAUUGAAGGACGUUGAUUUCUUUAAUUGAACGCGAGUAUUAGAUAUUAAUAAGAAUAAAUUGUUUAUUUGUUUUUGUGUUAUACCUAUUUUCAAAUAGAUGAAUAAUUUUUUAUAAUAAAAAAUAAUUUAUCAAAGAA
Messenger RNA from Aethina tumida (small hive beetle), 1956 nucleotides. RefSeq names its product ATPase WRNIP1-like. The record is from RefSeq and is a predicted model, not a curated record. Gene Ontology annotation, molecular function: single-stranded DNA helicase activity; ATP binding; DNA binding. Gene Ontology annotation, cellular component: nucleus. The transcript has 6 exons. Gene Ontology annotation, biological process: DNA-templated DNA replication; regulation of DNA repair. Bases 210 to 1847 code for a protein of 545 amino acids. NCBI's taxonomy places the organism in Eukaryota, Metazoa, Arthropoda, Insecta, Coleoptera, Nitidulidae.